CAGCAGUUGAUUGGCAUAUUUCAGUAUGUUGAUAAAGACAGAUCUGGGUACUUGAGUGCCAGGGAAUUGAGCGAUGCUUUAUUUAAUCAUGACGGGACAAGGUUCGAACCUUCUACAAUUAGAUUAAUGGUCAAAUUAUUCGAUAAAGACAAUUCCAACUCUUUAGAUUUCAAAGAAUUUUACUUCUUAAACAGAUAUCUAAUUUACUGGAGAAAGACAUUUCAUGAAAUGGACGCCGACAGAAGUGGUACAAUCACUUAUGACGAGUAUCUAGUCACUUUACAAAAAUUCCAAUUCAAUUUAUCUCCAAAUUUAUCUCAAUUUUUAUUCAAUAGAUUUGCUAAAGUUGACUUCAAUCCAUAUGGUGGAAAUGCUUUCGAUCCAUGGGGCUCUCCAAGUGGUACCAUCGAUCCUCAAAAAAACAUGAAAUUUGGUCAUUUUAUUGAAAGUUUGAUUUGGUUGCUAAGAUUCACAAACUUAUUUAGAGCUUAUGAUAAACGAGGAAAUGGUGUAGCUCAAUUCAAUUUUGAAGAUUUCAUCUAUGAA
This is a messenger RNA of Ascoidea rubescens DSM 1968, 546 nucleotides long. RefSeq names its product EF-hand. NCBI's taxonomy places the organism in Eukaryota, Fungi, Ascomycota, Saccharomycetes, Ascoideales, Ascoideaceae. The annotation marks the transcript as partial. The record is from RefSeq and is a predicted model, not a curated record. Gene Ontology annotation, molecular function: calcium ion binding. The transcript has a single exon.